AACAAGAAAACCACCAUCUUACCCUCCCACCACCGAUCAUGGCUUCCAAAAACCAAGUUCUCGUUCUCAUUCUCCUUCUCUCUCUCCUCACAAUGUCCUCCAUCUUCAAGCCCUCCCAUGCCGAUGAAUAUUGUCCCUCAAAUAUCCCUGGUGGCAAAAUCGCCAUCUACUGGGGACAAAACGAUGCAUCGAUUGAAGGCACCUUAACAGAAGCAUGUGAUUCUGAUCUCUACAACAUCGUCGCUCUAGCAUACCUCCACGUGUCAGGCAGCUCAAGAAGCAUAGUUUUCGGUAACCAUUGUUCUAACGAACAAUGCAAAGCCCUAGCAUCACAAAUUCAACACUGUCAAAGUAAAGGCAUCCAAGUCUUGCUUUCCGUCGAAGUAGACCAAAUCGAUGACCCCAAAUCCUUAGCAGAGUAUCUUUACAAUAACUUUCUUAGUGGCCAAGACGGCCCUCUCGGAGCAGUGACCUUAAAUGGCACCGAUCUUGCACAUCUUGAUUACAGCUCUGAGCCAUGGGCCGAACUUGUGGAGGCAAUCUAUGGUUAUUCCACCCAAAACAGUAAGAUUUACAUAUCUGCAGCUCCACUUUGCGAUUUUACUGGCUUCGACAGCGCACUCGCUACUGGUCAUGUAGAUUAUCUCCUUGUUUUAUACUAUGGCCAAUACGCCACAUGCUUACAUUUCGGAGACGGUGACUUCACAAAGCUUCUUGAUUCGUGGAAGGGAUGGACGAGUAAGGAAGGUGUAGCUGAUCAUACUUCUGUGUUCUUGGGCUUAGUAUCGUCAAGUGAUAAAUCUGUAGCAUCCUAUGGUUACAUAUCACCAGAAGAUCUCAAGUCCAACGUUCUUCCGACCGUGAUGGAAUCUUCCAACUUUGGCGGAGUGAUGCUCUGGGAUAGGUACUAUGAUAAGCAAACAGGCUAUAGUGGUAAGAUUAAGGAUGCUUUAGGCUCAAAAGUUUGUGAAUGUGAAUGCCAUUAUGCUGCCUCGAAGAGAUUCCAUAGUGUCUUGGCCGAAUCUAUGUAAGAUGGGAUGUACUAUAGCUAUGCCCAGGCUUGCAUGCGAGUAUGUGUGCGAGACUGCGAUCUAUAUGCAUGUUUGACUACAACCAUGCAUGUAAUGGAUAUCUCUUUAAAUAAAGAUCUACUUUUAUAAA
Messenger RNA from Prosopis cineraria, 1161 nucleotides. RefSeq names its product acidic endochitinase-like. The coding region runs from base 39 to 1031 and encodes 330 amino acids. Gene Ontology annotation, biological process: carbohydrate metabolic process. Gene Ontology annotation, molecular function: chitinase activity. The transcript has a single exon. Lineage: Eukaryota; Viridiplantae; Streptophyta; Magnoliopsida; Fabales; Fabaceae. Gene Ontology annotation, cellular component: extracellular region. The record is from RefSeq and is a predicted model, not a curated record.